Messenger RNA from Pelagomonas calceolata, 966 nucleotides. Lineage: Eukaryota; Pelagophyceae; Pelagomonadales; Pelagomonadaceae. The record is from the annotation of a GenBank genome assembly.
UCGAUGCGUGUGCUCAUGUUAUCACUCCUCACGACACGUGCGAGAGCCAUGACUACGACCGCACAGCCCUUUGUCAGUGCCAUCGAGAGCAUUGCAAAACCGACGGCCCAGACGGCGAAAGCCUGGCUGCAGGCGUCGCCGUCGGGCGCUUAUACGACCGCAAGAACGCAUGCGGGCAAGGUCUUCGAGUGGUCGGCGCACGUCCAGCGCACCGCCGACAGCAUCCGGCAGAUGGCGCCCGUCGGCGACGCAGUAGAUUUAGUGGACCCGGCGAGACUACGACGUAGGCUCGACGGCGCCGCCGGGGCCGUCGUCGACGCCUACCGUGCGACCCAUGGGGGCGAAGAGCUCAAGCUCACGUUUUUGGUGUCGUGGGAUGAUGAUGGUGAGACGACGGUCGCGGCGCACGCGUCCCCGUUACCACCUAUACCGUCGAAGCCCGUGCGCGUCGAGACGCGCGGCGCGCCGCGCGCGAACGCCGCGGCGAAGGACUCGGCCUGGGUCUCGGCGCGGGCGCCUCUAGAAAAACUGCAGGCGGAGGCGCACGCGCCGAUCAAUGAGUUACUCCUUUCCGAUGAGGGAAAAAUAUUGGAGGGGUCGCAGACGAACUUUUAUGCUAUCGUCGAUGGUAAGGUGGUGACGGCGGGCGAAGGUAUUCUGAUGGGCACGGUGCGGCGCCUCGCGCUCGAGGUGUGCGAGCGGGAGCGCAUUCCUGUGGUGUUGGAGGCGCCGGACCUGAAAGAUGUGGACCGGUGGGAGGGUUGCCUGAUAUCGAGUACGUCGCGCCUGUUGUUGCCGGUCGACGAGCUCUACCGGCCCGCCGAGGGCGCGGCGACGACGCGCGGCGACUUGGUCCGCGCCUUCGACACCGCGCCGGGGUCGCUCGCGGAGAGGCUGCGGGAGCUGGUCGCGGCGGAGGUCGCGGCGCACUCGGAGGCCGUCGGGGGCGGCGGCGGGGAGCUGUGA